CUUUGCUAUAUUCACAAAUCUUUGAAACGUUCUGUAAUUGUUGAAAAUCUAUUUAAAUAUUAUUAAAAAUUCCUUGAGUCAACAGUAUUAGAUUCUUCCGCAGUUUUAUAAUUACAAUUCAUUUGCUUAACGAAAUUCAAAAUGUGCUCACGCGAUCCUGCUUCCAAUCAGCUAAUUGAUUACAAGAAUAAAGAUGCCGAAGAGCAAAAACUCUGCACCACAUCGGCUGGAGGACCCAUUGGAGUCAAGGAUGCCAUACAAACGGUGGGACCUCGUGGACCUGCACUGCUUCAAGACUUCAUUUUCCUGGACGAGAUUGCUCAUUUCGAUUCGGAGCGUAUUCCAGAGCGUGUUAGCUAUGCGAAGGGAGCCGGAGCCUUUGGCUACUUUGAGUGCACGCAUGAUAUAACAAACUUUUGUGCCGCUUCCGUUUUUGAGCGUGUAAAAAAGCGCACAGCGAUUGCAAUGAGAUUCUCGGUGGCAUGCGGGGAGAAUGGUUCAGCGGAUACGGUGCGAGAGCAGCGAGGCUUUGCUGUCAAGUUCUAUACGGAAGAAGGCAUCUGGGAUAUGGUGGGAUGCAAUAUGCCUGUAUUUUAUGUUCGGGAUCCAUCAUUAUUUCCCAGUUUGGUACACGCACAAAAGCGUAAUCCACAAACGCAUCUUCGGGAUCCCGAUAUGUUCUGGGACUUUAUGACGCUACGUCCGGAAACUCUGCACGCUUUGCUCAUGUAUUUUAGUGAUCGAGGUACUCCGGAUGGUUAUCGACACAUGCAUGGAUAUGGAGCACACGCUUAUCGCUUUGUGAAUCCAAGCGGGGAUACAUUCUAUGUGAAAUUUCAUUUCAAAACUGAUCAGGGCAUUAAGAAUUUGGAUUCACGUCGCUGCACUGAGUUAAUCUCCCAUGAUCCCGACUAUUCCAUACGUGAUCUGUACAAUGCCAUCAAGAAGGGCAACUAUCCCAGCUGGAGCAUGUUCGUACAGGUGAUGCUCAACGAGGAGGCCAAGAAGUGCAAGUUUAAUCCAUUCGAUGUGACCAAAGUGUGGCCCCAAAAGGAAUAUCCACUGAUACCUGUUGGAAAAUUGGUACUCGAUCGCAACCCUACCAAUUAUUUCACAGAAGUCGAACAGUUGGCUUUUAGUCCGGCUCAUUUUGUACCCGGCAUCGAACCCUCGCCAGAUAAGGUGCUUCAGGGUCGUCUCUUUGCCUACGGAGACUCGCAACGACAUCGACUGGGCACAAACUAUAUGCAAAUACCCGUCAAUUGUCCAUAUCGCGUGCAGGUGAAAAACUUCCAACGUGAUGGUAGCAUGACCGUCAAUGAUAAUCAGGAUGGUGCCCCCAAUUACUUCCCCAACUCAUUCUGUGGUCCCAAAGAGAGUCCACGUGCUCUGGCCCUGCAAACCUGCUGCCCCAUUUCGGGUGAUGUCUAUCGAUAUAUGUGCGGCGAUACGGAGGAUAAUUAUAGCCAGGCAACCGAUUUUUGGACCUAUACCCUUGAUAAUUGCGGACGUAAGCGUCUUAUUCGCAACAUAUCGGAGCACCUAUCCGAGGCCAGUCAAUUUUUGCAAGAACGCGCUGUUAAGCUCUUCACCAUGGUACAUGCUGACUUCGGACGCCUGAUGACUGAGGCCCUGAACACGGCCAGAAUAUCAAAGUUCUAGUUCAUAAAAAUACAUUUGAAUUGACUUUCGAAAAUGAACGAUUGUUUAAUAAUUAUACAAAUUUUAAAGUAGAUAAAAUAACCAUAAAAACGGA
This is a messenger RNA of Drosophila innubila, 1756 nucleotides long. RefSeq names its product catalase. The record is from RefSeq and is a predicted model, not a curated record. Gene Ontology annotation, molecular function: heme binding; catalase activity. Bases 142 to 1662 code for a protein of 506 amino acids. The transcript has a single exon. Gene Ontology annotation, biological process: hydrogen peroxide catabolic process; response to hydrogen peroxide. Gene Ontology annotation, cellular component: mitochondrion; cytoplasm; peroxisome. Lineage: Eukaryota; Metazoa; Arthropoda; Insecta; Diptera; Drosophilidae.